Messenger RNA from Brienomyrus brachyistius, 3231 nucleotides. RefSeq names its product endoplasmic reticulum aminopeptidase 2-like. Bases 281 to 3118 code for a protein of 945 amino acids. Gene Ontology annotation, molecular function: zinc ion binding; peptide binding; metalloaminopeptidase activity. The transcript has 19 exons. The record is from RefSeq and is a predicted model, not a curated record. Gene Ontology annotation, biological process: proteolysis; peptide catabolic process. Gene Ontology annotation, cellular component: cytoplasm. Lineage: Eukaryota; Metazoa; Chordata; Actinopteri; Osteoglossiformes; Mormyridae.
GCAACUGGCCUGAAACUGCAGUUGUGAAAGUGUUGUUGCUCUAAAACUGUGGCUUCUGAACUGCGUUGGAAAUUGCGUGCACGCCACGCAGCAUUACGCUAAAUUACGCAUAAUGUAUCCGCGUUGUAGCUCCGUAUAAACCGAAAGCGAAAGUUUUUGAGUACGAUAGAAAACAGCUUCGUAUCAGUAUACAACGCCUGUUGUUUCUCCCGACUAUAAAAAAUUGAACUACCGUUAAACGCCGAAUGAAUGAAAACGAGCUGUUCAAUUACUUUGAAUCAUGGCUGCAACUAAAGGGAGACACAUCAUAUACCGAAGUGGGUUUUUAUGUGUAUGGUUUUAUGUUUUUUUAGUCUGCUACGGUGUGCCUAAUAAUGUCAUAAACAAGCACAUAUUUCCUUGGGACAAAAUGAGACUUCCGAGUAAUGUCCUCCCAAACCACUAUGAUCUGAGCAUUCACCCGAAUCUUACGACUCUCCACUUCACCGGAACGGUUAAGAUCGAAGUGGAUGUCAAGCAAGACACGAGUUACAUAGUUCUGCACAGCAAAGAUUUGAAUGUUACACUGGCAAAGAUUGUACUAGAGGACGAUCCGAAGGACGGGAUCACGAUGCAGACCCUUACGGUCCUGGAGCAUCUACAACACGAGCAGAUUGCCCUGCUGGCCCACGACAUACUACGCGGUGGCAAGAAGUAUCAGCUUCACAUCGAGUUUCACGCACAUUUGGCGGAUGGCUUCGAUGGUUUUUAUAAAAGCAGCUAUCGGACCCAAAACGGUGAAAAGAGGAUACUUGCCGCGACCGACUUCGAACCUACUGCAGCGAGGAUGGCUUUCCCUUGUUUCGAUGAGCCGCAGCAUAAAGCCACAUUUACUAUUAGCAUAAAGCGGGAAGAGAGAUAUAUCGCACUCUCAAAUAUGCCAAAGAUCCGAACAUUUGAGCUUGGUAAUGGUCUAGUGGAGGAUCACUUUGCCCAAAGUGUGAGAAUGAGCACCUAUCUGGUGGCAUAUGUAGUGUGCGAUUUCAGAUCUGUCACAGCCAACACAUCCUCAGGAGUAAAGGUUUCAGUGUAUGCAGUUCCCGAGAAGUGGGAUCAAACUCACCAUGCACUUGAAGUUGCAGUAAAACUGCUGGAAUUCUAUGAGAGUUAUUUUGGCAUUAGUUACCCACUGCCAAAACAAGACCUCAUAGCCAUACCAGAUUUCCAGUCAGGGGCUAUGGAAAACUGGGGCUUAAUUACUUACAGAGAGACUGCCCUCCUGUACGAUCCGCAGACAUCAUCUGCCCAGGACAAGAUGGAGAUUACCAGAAUCAUAGGGCAUGAGCUAGCUCAUCAGUGGUUUGGCAAUCUGGUGACAAUGGAUUGGUGGAACGACAUCUGGCUGAAUGAGGGCUUUGCCAGGUACAUGGAGAAGGUGUCGCUCAACACCACCUAUCCUGAUAUUCCAGUGGAUGAUUAUUUCUUAAAUGUUUGUUUUGGAGCCAUCUCCAAUGAUUGUCUCAACUCCUCACACCCCAUCUCUAACCCAGCUGAAACUCCAGUGCAGAUUAUGGAGAUGUUUGACACGGUCUCCUAUGACAAGGGUGCGUGUAUCCUAAACAUGCUAAGAGACUUCCUGUCUGAGGAGGUGUUCAGGAGUGGAAUCACACGCUACCUAAAGCUGUACAGCUACCAAAAUGCCAAAAGCAAUGACCUGUGGAACUCCAUAGCAAAUACUUCCUUUGCAGACACUCUUGCCGCGACAGAGUUUUGCUACACUUCCUCCCAAGCUGAAAGGACAGCUCACCGCUACACAUGUUCACAGACCCCAGACAUCAGGAGUAUGAUGGACACCUGGACCAAGCAGAUGGGUUUACCUCUGAUUACAGUGGAGAGGGAAGGGCAGCUGGUCCGAAUCCGACAGGACAGGUUCUUGAAGGGAGUGCUUGAGGAUGACUCGGAGUACCCUGCUCUGCAGUCAGGAUACCUGUGGCAUGUUCCUCUCACCUACAUAACCAGCGGAUCCCAGAGAGUGUGGAGACAUUUACUGAAGACAAAGACUGACACAAUUCGUAUGCAAGGAGAAGUGAGCUGGAUAAAAUUCAACGUCGACAUGAAUGGGUAUUACAUGGUGCACUAUGGAGACAGAGGGUGGGAUGAGCUGAUUUCCCUGCUGGAACAUGACUAUUCUGCACUGAGCAGCAAGGACAGGACAAACCUCAUCCACAAUGCCCUUCAGCUUGUCAGUGCUGGAAAGCUGUCAUUGGACAGAGCCUUGGACCUAACUCGCUAUCUGAGGAAGGAGACUGACAACAUGCCACUGCUGCAGGGCAUCGCAUACCUCAAUGUGCUUCACUGGAUGAUGGAGAAAAUGGGAAUCCUGGAAACAGCAGGAAAGCUAAAGAAUUAUAUACUUUGGUACUUCAAGGAUGUCAUAGAUAAACAGACAUGGAGCGAUGAUGGCUCUCUGUCUGAGAGGAAGGUUCGAGCUGAACUUCUGGAGUUGGCCUGUACCCUUGAAUACCCUCAGUGUGUUGAAAGGGCCUCCAAGAUCUUUAGUGAAUGGGUUUCUUCAAAUGGAGCCAAGAGUGUGCCCACGGUUGUCCUGAGACCAGUGUACCUUGUGGGAGCCCAGCAAACACCCAACUGGAAUUUCCUCCUUCAGGUUUACAGCCAAACACUGUCCUCUGCUGAGAAAAAAAAGAUUCUGUUUGCACUGACUUGCAGCAAAGACCUUGAGAAGCUCAAUAAAUUGAUUGACCUGGCUAUGGAAGGGGAGGCAAUCAAAACACAGGACCUUCCUGCACUGAUUGCUGCCAUCGCUAGAAACCCUGCCGGACACACGCUGGCUUGGAAUUUUGUCCAGAAAAACUGGAAAAAGCUGUUGGAGAAAUUUCAUUUGGGGUCAUCGUCUAUAAGAAGGAUCCUCACAGGAACCAUGUCUAGUUUUGCUUCAGAAAAGGAGCUGGAGCAGGCAAAAGCACUGUUUGACCUGCUAAAAUCCCAGGGACAUGAAUUAAAGGUGACAGAAGUCAUACUGGAAACAAUCCAGAAGAAUAUCCGAUGGGCAGAGAGGAAUCUGCAUGUCCUGGAUGAAUGGCUAGAAAAAAAUUCUCCACAACGCUCAACUGUGUUUUAAAACUGCUUUUGAAUAUAAAUACAUUUAUUGAAAUGUGUGUGAGCUUGAUAUAAAUGUACGACUCCAUGACAAUACGAUUUUCUAAGAAUGCAAGUAAAAUAUUUAAUACCACA